UCCGCAUGCGCAUUUGUAGUCAUUUCCCGGUUCGCCAUCUUGUCUCCAGGUGUACCGUUUGAGCGAAUUCAAAGGCGUCUGUAUUCGUUGUAAUGGAUAUUUAUUCGUUUCUCUGACCUCUGAAGAAUAUACUGAACUGUGUAGCUUGCUCUGAUGCGAUUCUAGUGUGGUUGUUUUCCUUAAAAUUGGACAGACUGUGUCACGUGUUUUAAUCAACCAGGGACACCCUUAAACAUCCUGGAACUUUAAUGCGAAGAAGGGGAAGUCCUCCCCCAUGGGGAUCAAACCACAGGUCAUAUCCUCCCUCACCACCACCACCACCACCACCACCACCACCACCACCGGAGUAUCAUGACAGGUUUGAUCACCCUCUACCUCCCCCCUCAGGAAGGGUGCAACCUAGAUUCUGGGAUGAUCCACGCUCAUCAGGACCUCCUCCUUGGAUGAGAGACAGGUUUGAUGGUCCACCCAGACGUCCACCAUGGGAAGAUAAUUACUCUUCUCCACACUGCUGCCCACCACCUUUUAGAAGUGAUGGACUUCCACUGCCUCGAGGCCCACCCCCACCUUCUUUUAUGGCUGAUGGUCCAUCCAGACCUCCUCCAUGGAAAAGUGACUCACCCCCACAUUGUCCACCCUCUCCUCCAUUUAAUGAGGAUGAUCCUCUGAGACCCCCACCAUGGAAAACUGACUCUCCACCUCAUCCUGCUCCACCAUCUUCAUUUUCUGAUGAUGACUUUGACAUUCCUCCCCCUCCCCCUCCCCUUCCUCCUCCUCCCUAUCUUCAAAAUGGACCACCUAGAGGGAGAGGGAAAGACGGACAUAGACGGGGUGGCAUUCAUGGCAGAGGAUCACUCAGUGGAAGGGGUGAGGCUCCUAAAAGAGGAGGAAUGAUUUCAAGAGGUGCAAAUCAAGUAAGGGGUGCCAUGAUGAGGGGUGUAAAUAAUGGAAGGGGUGCUCCUCCAGCCAGGGCUGCACCAAGAGGUUGGGGUGCAUCUGCUAGGGGUAUGCCCACCACAAGAGGACAGACUAGGGGCAGACCUAAUGGAUCUAGAGGAGUAGCAAGGGGUAGUUUUAUAUACAGAGGAGGAACAUUUGUCUCCAAUUCUGACAGUAAAGAACGAAACGAUAUGUCAGGGUUGUCAGAUGAUAAUGGCAAAGGGUUGGCCAAAUGGCUGAGUGCUAUAAGGAAUGGGAAGGUAGAUACAGAUGGCCAAACCUCGACAGCAGCUGUUGGAAACAAUAAUAUUAAUGCAGCAACGCCACAGAAACAAAACUUUCAAUCAACAAAUACAGAUGCAAAGACUGGAAAAGGGAACCAUUUUAAGACACAACCUAGUGUUGUCAAAGCUGCCAUUCCUGGGAAUCCUAACUUCAUUUCAUUCAAGAACAGUCUGCAAGAAUGCUGUCAAAAGCAGCAGUUACCAGUCCCUUCUUACACAACUUGGAAAAAUAGCUUUGGUUACUCAGGAAAAGUGGAGGUUGCAAAUAAUACUUUCAAAAGUAAUGGAGUUCAAGGAGAGCGUAAGGAGGCUGAACAAGGGGCUGCAUAUGCUGCUUUAAUAGCUCUUGGCCUAAUUGAUGCCUCAGUCAAGUUUGAUGUUAAAACUGCUGCAGUUGUCAAGCGGCCUGCUAUAGACAACAGCAAUGUGCUUGAUUCAGCCGGCAAGAGAAUAAAACUUGAGACGACUUCCACUUUGACUACUUCUUACAAGAGCAGACUGAAUGAAUUUUGCCAAAAGUUUCGUCUUUCAAUUCCAUCUUAUGACACUGAAAAAGUUGAAAACGGAAAGGGCUUCCUUACCACUGUGGUAUUCAACAAAAAGGUUUAUCAGAGCGACGGACCACAACCCACUAAAAAACAAUCCGAACAGAAUGCUGCACAAGUUGUUUUACACAUGCUGAACCAAUGUCCUCCUCCGGCACCCAGCUAUCAGGACUAUAUGGAACAAUGCAGGAAACUCAGCACAGGUCAAGAUCAACCAUCAGAAUCCACUGCUACAGAGGCAUCCACCACUGCAGUCACUACCACAAUAAACGCAGCAGUAGUGCAACCGAUCUCCACCUCUACAGCCCUAAACCCUUCCGAACCCACAGACCAGAACAAUUCCGCCUCUACAGCCUCGGAGAUUCUGAACGCAGACUCAGUCAAACCAACCACCAGUUUCACGUCGCACAAAAACAAACUGCAAGAAUACUGCCAGAAGUCCAAGAUAGAACUACCUGUUUACUUCUGUCACAGAGAAAAUGGCGUCUUUACUUGUACAGUUCAUGUUGCAGGGCGGUCAUAUUCCAGUAACGGCUGUAAUACUAAGAAAGGCUCAGAACAGACUGCGGCCAACGUAGCGCUGAAAGCUUUGGGACUUGUUUAACGCGGUUGGCACCGAGUUUUGAUGUGUUUUUAUUGUGGUCGUAGUCGAAGUUUGGGCACAGGAAGGCACAAGGUAUGAAAAAUAACUUAAGACCAUGAUGGAGAUUCUUUGAUAUUCAUUACCUUGGUGUUAAUGGGUCGUAAGAGGCGUUGGUCAGUUUUGACUUCCAAGAAGUGAAUGUCUAUGAAGUCACUCGCGCUUUGUUCGGGCGUCAUGUUGGACAUAGCAGUUGCCAACUUCAGAAGUCUUCCAAGGACUUCUGGCACAACGCCCGGAGUGUAUCAGGUUCGCUUGUGUUUACAGUCGGUCACCAACCUGGCGCCCGAAUGAGAUGUCAUAGCAUCAGGGAUUACCUUGUCGUUUUGCGCUACUCUGAAGCUAAAUGACUACGUUUCUUGUAGAAUUUUGUUUGGAUUUUUUAAGCGUAGCAUUAGACAGAAGCACUUGUCAUUUAACAUUUGCGGGACUAUGAUCGCACUAAGUAGCAUUUUUAUGAGAAAUUCCGUGAACUAAUGUAACUUAGGCUGCCACUGUUACAUCGGUCGUGUCAUGCAUGACAAGAAACUGACAUACAAAAACUUUUGCAUUGGUUGUAGUUUUAUUAUUGUUUCACUGUGUCUAUGAUAUUGUGACACCUCGAACGGUCAACUGUAAGGUAGUGCACAGAUUGUUGUCUUACGCCAUGUUGUUUUGGUCGUGGAGAGGACAGUCGUGCUUAACAAUUGAGGGUUUUAAAAUCGUCGACAGUUUGCUUGACUUUCUUAAAAUAUUAUCUUAUCACUAUCGUUUUCAUGGAAGUAAUGUGAGAACCAGGUGUUUUAAUGCUUUUAGAUUGGCUUAAUGUUAAAUGUACUAAUAAGAAAAUCAAAUGAAGUUGUAUUUCUUGUAUUUUUCGAAGAACCGGUGAAAGUUGGGAAACUCUUGUCGUCGAGAGUUGUAACCAUGCUAGUUGUUGUAAAUAAAUCCAGAAGAGUUUG
Messenger RNA from Stylophora pistillata, 3349 nucleotides. RefSeq lists its product as uncharacterized. NCBI's taxonomy places the organism in Eukaryota, Metazoa, Cnidaria, Anthozoa, Scleractinia, Pocilloporidae. The record is from RefSeq and is a predicted model, not a curated record.